AAGUGACGUGUUGCGGCGGUUCGGGGUUAGGAAAGCAGCUCUUUCAUUGGCUCCUCAUGUUUAGUUCGCCGUGAUUUUGACCACGUGAUUUCUAACCGCGCGUGUGUUGUGUUGUUGCUUUGUGUACGCGUUGUGUUUGUGUGUUUUCCUGUGUUUGUUUUUGCUGUGUUGUGUGUGUGAUGAUGGAUCAGUGUGCAGUAGAUGAACUGUAUGAAGCGUUCGCUGUUCUGGCCGGAAGUGACCCUGAUCAUUGCUCUUAUCCAAAGGGCUACAUGAAGAGGCAGGCAGUGUUUGCGUGUAACACGUGUGUUCAGGCUGGCAUGGAGCCGGCCGGUGUGUGUCUGGCCUGUGCAAACGCGUGUCAUGAUGGGCAUGACAUCUGUGAACUUUACACCAAAAGGAAUUUUCGUUGUGAUUGUGGCAAUGAGAAAUUCAAUGGCUUCAAAUGCAAACUUCAUAUGGGAAAAGAAGCACGAAAUGCGAAGAACUCGUACAAUCACAACUACUUUGGCCGAUACUGCUCAUGUGACCGGCCGUAUCCUGAUGAAGACGAUCAGGUUAAUGAAGAAAUGAUCCAGUGUAUCGUGUGUGAAGACUGGUUUCAUGAGAAGCAUCUGGAUUCUCCAGCGGUGGACGGUGACGAGCUGACGGAGAUGAUCUGCGUUCACUGCAUGAAUCGAGCGCCGUUCCUCUGGAUGUAUGCAGCGCAUUUAGCAGGUUCUCCUUUGAAUAAAGAAAGCCUUUGUACAGUGCAUGUGAAUGCUGAAAAUACGUCAGAUGAAAAGGGAAAAUGUUCAAGUGUCCAUGAUACGCCCUCAUCGGGUCAGGAAGAAGCGACUGAUGCAGCCGGAGCCGCGGGCCGUGAUUCAGAUCAACAGCACUCAGAAGCUGGCAAAUGCAUUUUAAAAGAGCUUAAAGCUGAAGAUGCGGCGAGUGUGAGGAAAGCCGCUGUGUUCUGGCCUUAUUACUGGAGAGCGAAACUCUGCCGAUGCACCGACUGCAAGAGAAUGUAUGUAGAGUCAGGUGUUCCUUUCUUGCUGGAUGAGUCGGACACGCUGCUCGCGUAUGAGGAGAAAGCCAAAACUGAAGCGCUGACGAGUGACGACCUGCUGCUGUCCUGCCUGACCUCUCUGACCUCACUGACCUCUCUGACCCACGUGCAGCAGCUCGAGGUCAUUUACCAGUACAAUGACUUGAAAGACGAGCUGCGUGAGUUUGUUCAACAGUCGUCAAACCAGAGUAAGGAGGUGACACCUGAGCGUUUCCAGGACUUUUUGGAGGAACUGCAGGCAAGAAAGAGGAGACGGUUAAACUGAACCAAUCAGCAGUUGUUCUCACAAUCAUGAGCCUUAACAUUACUUCAAUAAAGUUCCAGAGCAAAUCCUUCUUAA
Megalobrama amblycephala (Wuchang bream) is the source of this 1391-nucleotide messenger RNA. Its product is annotated as putative E3 ubiquitin-protein ligase UBR7. The coding region runs from base 180 to 1316 and encodes 378 amino acids. Gene Ontology annotation, molecular function: zinc ion binding; ubiquitin protein ligase activity. Gene Ontology annotation, cellular component: cytoplasm. The record is from RefSeq and is a predicted model, not a curated record. The transcript is spliced from 11 exons. Lineage: Eukaryota; Metazoa; Chordata; Actinopteri; Cypriniformes; Xenocyprididae.